AUGAAUGCCGCUGUUGGAUCCUGCCGGGCUUUCCUCGCAGCGGUUUUCCAUGGUCUCCACACGAGUCUGGGAUCAGCGGACAUUCGGUUCCGCGCAUCCCCGUGCUCGGGGCUGACCACCGGUGGGCAGGGCCUGCUGCGGCCACAGUGCCAGCCUCAGGAAGCCAGCAGCCGGAGCCCUUCCCGAGACUCACCAGACACCCCAGCAGUCCCCGUCAGGGCGCUGCCGGCCAGCACUUCUCACGUGAAAGAGCCCCCGCCUCCCCCCGCAGAGGCCCGACAGGGCCCUCAAGCGGAAGAGCGUUUCAAAGCACAAAGGCCGGCGGGCAUACCAGCCGCCCGGGGCGCACGCCGAGACCCCCGGUGA
This is a messenger RNA of Rangifer tarandus platyrhynchus (Svalbard reindeer), 366 nucleotides long. Lineage: Eukaryota; Metazoa; Chordata; Mammalia; Artiodactyla; Cervidae. The record is from the annotation of a GenBank genome assembly.